Molecule: messenger RNA, 1478 nt
Organism: Fusarium oxysporum Fo47
Lineage: Eukaryota; Fungi; Ascomycota; Sordariomycetes; Hypocreales; Nectriaceae
Product: C2H2-type zinc finger protein
Exons: 4
Coding region: 1-1092 (363 amino acids)
Source: RefSeq, a predicted model, not a curated record
AUGGCUUCUGGCAAAGGCCAACAAAUGGGGCCACUAGCCUUAGAAACCGUCCUUCAGGACUGGGUUGUUUCUCACGCCGGUCGACUGUGGCUAACGACGGAAGAAUUGACGACCAUCAUUGACCAGGCAGGCUUUACAAAGCCACAAGUCACUAACUGGCAUUUCUUUGCUACCUUCGCUGAAAAUGGCUACUUGCCCGAGGCAGGCAAGUCCUUGAUAGCUGGAUCCACUGGGCUCAGUACUCGAUCUAUCGUUGAUUUGUUCGAUAAGCUUCGGCGAGAUGCGCGCUUCUCUACCGCAGCUACCACUAUUGCUAAGCAAGCAUACGAAUUACAGCCUUUUGACGUUCCAAACUCGCAACCAUCCACUUCGUCAAAAGUUGACACCCGGAUCAACAGCAACUGUGCAUUCUGCGCGGCCGUUGACACCAUCACAAUCUCAGGGCAACCAGCGAGGUGUCGAUACUCCUUGUCCUACCCCUGCUACAACACCGUACUGUCAGAUUUCAUCUUCGCCAUUGAGAGAAUUCCUUUCAAGGAAAAUGGACUGGUCAACUUCGAGAUUCUCGGGGCAACAGCAAUGAAACAUUUCCCACCCCAGCCAGCAGGGGAAUUCCGCUGUCUAUAUUGCGACAGGUCGUACAAAGACGCUUAUUUACUCUCGGCUCAUUUGCUGUCUCAUACUGGCCCAUUCUUCAUUUGUUCUAUACCCAACUGUCGAGCGAAUGUAGGGGAGAUCCGCAUGACUCAUAGGAACAUUCAAUACCACAUGGAAGAACACAUGAAGAGGAAAGAUAUCGAGAAUCGCCUAAUAUAUCCUCCAUAUAAGCCCGAUGCUACUGAUCAUUGGCAACGGACACCUCAAGAGAUUCAGGAGCACAUUACUCAGCUAAUGACCCAAAGAGCCAAGAUCGACACCGCAGAAAGAGACACAUUGCCAGGAAUGGAAGAAAAAGAGUCCAAUAAAAGGACUAACCAUUGGUUCAAGUUCAUCAAACAGCAGGCUGCGGCCCUAGCCGAGGAAGGAAUGGAGAGAGUGAUGGCCAUCUCGGAAGAUACGCAAGCCCAAGUGUUAGCAUAUAACCUGGACUAGGCAGAGAAAGGACUGUCAUCUGCAGUAGAAGCUGUCUUCAAUAACUGGGGCCAGAGAUGUCUUGGCCCGCGCCCAUCUUUGCGGUGGGUAACAGAACGAUGCCCACGGAACUCCCGUUUGGGUGGGACAACAGCAAAAGUCAAGCUGAACCGAACAGGACUGGCAAUGGAUUUCGAUAUACGAUGCAUUUAAUGCGCCAAGGAAUUCGCGCUAUAUGAGCUUUUCCAGUCCUAUGGGGUUUUAUCAGACGAUGAUGAUACUGGAACGAUUUGCAUGCACGAGGACUGCUCUCAUCCGCGGCUGUACCGUGUGCUCUACUGCUCAGUCCACAUCCUCUCCCACACAGUAUCAGGUUCAACCAAGGCUUGCAAGCCAGAGCAUCAAGG